AUGGAGCAAACGGAACCACCAAGCCAAGACUAUGAUCUCCAGCAACCCAUCGCCUCUACCACCGGGCUGCGCCAAGGGCUCACCUCGUACGGAGACGCCCACUUCUCCCUGUUCCUGCGCAAAGUCUUCAUCAAAGCCCUAGGUUACUCGGAGGAUGCGCUCUCCCGUCCCAUCAUCGGAAUCAUCAAUACUGGCUCGGGCUUCAACCCCUGCCAUGGGAACGUGCCGCAGCUGAUGGAGGCGACCAAGCGAGGCAUCCACCUUGCGGGAGGAAUUGCCAUCGAUUUCCCCACCAUCAGCCUGCACGAGGGUUUCUCCCAUCCGACCAGCAUGUUCCUGCGGAAUCUCAUGAGCAUGGACACCGAGGAGAUGAUCCGUGCUCAGCCUGUGGAUGCUUGCAUUAUGAUUGGAGGCUGCGACAAGACGGUCCCCGCUCAGAUCAUGGGCGGCAUCUCCGCCAACAAGCCCAUCUUGCCCCUGCUCACCGGCCCCAUGAUGCCUGGCAGUCACCGGGGCAAGCGAAUCGGCGCCUGCACCGACUGCCGAAACAACUGGGCCUCGUACCGGGCGGGCACGAUCGACAUGGAGGAGAUCGGAGCGAUCAACGAGGAACUGGCGCCGACAGUCGGCACCUGCGGAGUAAUGGGCACCGCCAGCACGAUGGCCUGCAUCACCGUCGCCCUCGGCCUCACCCCACUCCAGGGAGCCUCCGCGCCCGCCGUCUCAGCCGCCCGCCUGCGCAUCGCCGAGCAGACGGGCGCCAACGCAGUCGCCGCCGCGCAGCACCGCGACCAGCGCACCCCGCAAGCCCUGCUCACCGCAGAAUCCUUCCACAACGCAGCCGUGGUCCUCCAAGCGAUCGGCGGCUCGACGAACGCAAUGGUGCACCUAAUGGCAAUCAUCAACCGCCACCCGGACAUCAGCGGAACCCUCACCCUAGACACAUUGGACGCCAUCGGCCGCACAACCCCGCUGCUGGUGGAUCUCAAACCCAGCGGCGACAACUACAUGACCGACUUCCACAACGCGGGGGGCAUGCUCUGCCUGCUGCACCGACUGCGCCCGCUCCUCAAGACCUCGGCGCGCACCAUCACCGGCGAAACGCUGGGCGAGAUCCUCGACAAGACCCCCUUCCGCGACCACGACUUUUCUCGGAGUAUCAUCCGCACCCUGGAGAACCCGCUGCACCCCAACGCCUCCCUCGUCGUGCUGCACGGCAACAUUGCCCCGGACGGGGCCGUGUGCAAGGCCUCGGCCUCCAAGGACAAGCGCCUCCUGCAACACACGGGCCCCGCCGUCGUCUUCGAGAACCCGCGCGACCUCGCCGCCCGCCUCGACUCCCCGGACCUCGACGUGACCCCGGACUCCGUCCUCGUGCUCAAGGGCAUCGGCCCCAUCGGGAACCCCGGCAUGCCCGAGGCCGGCAUGAUCCCCAUCCCGCGCAAGCUGGCCGCCCGGGGGGUCACGGAUAUGCUGCGUCUCUCGGACGGCCGGAUGUCCGGGACCGCCGGGGGCACGAUCGUCCUGCAUGUAGCGCCGGAGGCGGCGGUGCCUGAUUCGCCGUUCGGGGCGGUGCGCACCGGGGAUCGGAUUACGCUGGAUGUGGAGAAGCGGGUGCUGCGGUUGGAGGUGAGUGAGGAGGAGUUGCGGAGGAGGGCGGAGGAGCGGCGGGUCGCCGUGGUGGAACAAGGGUUGGGGGAGGAGACGUGGAAUGCGCGGCGGGCCAGGCGCGGGUAUCGCGGGCUGUAUGAGCGGGAGGUCAAUCAGGCGCAUGAGGGGGCGGAUUUUCGGUUUUUGACGGCCCGCGGGCCCGGGGAGGUGUAG
Messenger RNA from Aspergillus aculeatus ATCC 16872, 1824 nucleotides. It is a transcript of the gene ilv3C, whose product is annotated as putative dihydroxy-acid dehydratase. The coding region runs from base 1 to 1824 and encodes 607 amino acids. NCBI's taxonomy places the organism in Eukaryota, Fungi, Ascomycota, Eurotiomycetes, Eurotiales, Aspergillaceae. Gene Ontology annotation, molecular function: hydro-lyase activity. The record is from RefSeq and is a predicted model, not a curated record. The transcript is spliced from 3 exons.